AUGGUGCGCUCGCUAGUCCCCGGCUUCUCCAGAUCGUCCGCGACUCCCCGCCCCGCUGACGGCACGCCGCAAACCCGCGCCUCCCCCGGUGCCUCCAACCAGACCUGGAAACCACCGAAUGCAUCUCCAAAAACCUACUCGGGUACUCUGGGUGAAGCUUUGCGCAAUAAUCCCUUUGGCAACACGUGGUCCCGACCCAGUCAACUCUCGACCCCGACGUCGGAACAACAACAAGAACAAGAUGAACUGAAUACCGCCCUAGAGACCUUGGUCCACAUAUUCCCAGAUGUGAGGAUAGAAGUUUUCCGCGAGUUGUUGGUACGCUUUGAUGGAAAUAGCAGGACGCAGGUGUGCGUGGAAGAGCUACUCAGACACAAGAAGAAAUGGGUUUCGGGACGAUGGAACAUCCAAGAAAGCGAACAGGAGGAUAGUGCUGGCACUACCCCAGAAGGUCCGAUACAUCACGACUCAGACCUGGUGCCGCCCCAUGAACGAUUUCGGUCCAGCGAGUACAAGACCGCUGUGCGAACGGCGUUGGUCAAAGAGUUCAACGGCCUAAACAACAGUACCGUUGAAGCUGUAUUAGCUGAAGUGAACUUUAGCUAUGCGCGGGCUCGGCCGACUCUUCUCGAUCUAUCGCGUCGGACCUGGCGUGCGACUUUCAAUAACAUCCUUCCGUUCCGGCGGAAGAAGGACCGCGAAACACACCCGCUUAUGGUGUGGCAUCGGGAUCCGAACGGAGAGCUGGUUCCUGGAUUGAAAGAGACAGGUUCUUCGGAGUUGGAUGCUGAGAUUCAUGAGACGAUGGUUGCACCGUUGUUGCGACAGCGGCGGGAAGAGCAAGAAGGGAAGGAUUUCCGAUUCGCAUCUGAUCUAAAUGAAAAAGAAGCGCAGGCUGUUGAUGCCCUGUAUGAAUGUGAAUGCUGCUUUGCAGAUGUCACGUUCGAGCAGAUCGCGACAUGUUCGAGCAACACUCAUAUUAUUUGCUACCAUUGCAUACAGCGGACUGUCUCCGAGGCGCUAUUUGGACAAGGCUGGGGCAAAUCGGUGGACUUGGAGCGGUCUUCUUUGAAAUGCCUUGCGCCACUGUCAGUCGGAUCGUGCGAAGGCUCUCUUGAUCCUCAAAUUGUGAAGCAGGCAAUUCUUCUUGACACAGCUGGGUUUGAGACAUAUCGCAAAUUCGAAGAUCGACUCUCUUCCGAGACGCUCAUGAAAUCCCAGCUGAAGCUCAUUCGGUGUCCUUUUUGUUCCUACGCUGAGAUCGACCCGGUCUAUCACCCCUCCUCCCGUGGUGUUUGCUGGCGCCUCCGCCGUGACGCCGGUAUUCUUCCUACAGUUCUCAUGGUUCUGCUUAUCCUCGAUCUUGUCCCGUUGCUGGUAAUCCCUGUUCUCAUUCUACUUGUUCUGGAACCAGCCACUGUGACAGCAGUCUUUGGCAAUGCAAUUCGCAACCUCUGCCUCAAGAUUCGCCCCAAGCGAUUUAAAUGUGCCAAUCCCGUCUGUCUACGAAUUAGCUGCAUGACCUGCCAGAAACCUUGGCGGGAUCCACAUGUCUGUCAUGAACCUUUACUGCUAGACCUUCGCGCCACCGUUGAAGCAGCCCGCACUGCCGCUGUGAAACGCACCUGUCCACGCUGCUGUCUCUCGUUCGUCAAAUCCUCCGGCUGCAACAAGCUUACCUGUGUCUGUGGCUAUUCCAUGUGCUAUCUAUGCCGCAAAGCCCUCGGCCCACCCAUGCAAGCAUUUGCCCGUCCCCGACACGAAGCCCAAGACGGUGCAGGUGACCCAGAAGACCCCAUGGAAGAUGGAAACGCAUCCGACGAUGAGUUUGAAGAGACAGAAGGCUACAAACAUUUCUGCGAGCAUUUCCGCAUCAACCCAGGCUCCCGCUGUACCGAAUGCACCAAAUGCAACCUGUACCAGGCCGAAGAUGAAGAAGCCGUGGCCCGGCGCGCAGGCGAAAAAGCCGAGCGCGAAUGGCGUAUUCGUCAAGGCGAUGCUGGCACCAAUAACCCGAUCCCGGUUGCAUCGCGGAGUAUCAACCAGGAUCUCUCGGCUGGAGGCGAUCAAUCAACUCGUCGCCCGCCAGUUCUCCACUGGGACAUGCAGCUCAUAUCGGGGAGACCGUGGGGUUACUGGCUGGGCGAUGUAUGGUUAGAGGGUCGGUGGAAACUGGAAGGCCAAGCUCUUGCAGACUGGAUUGUGGAACGGAUUGUUGUCGUUGAAGAUGUUUAA
Penicillium salamii is the source of this 2235-nucleotide messenger RNA. NCBI's taxonomy places the organism in Eukaryota, Fungi, Ascomycota, Eurotiomycetes, Eurotiales, Aspergillaceae. The record is from the annotation of a GenBank genome assembly.